Patiria miniata (bat star) is the source of this 1491-nucleotide messenger RNA. RefSeq lists its product as uncharacterized. The record is from RefSeq and is a predicted model, not a curated record. The transcript has a single exon. Bases 1 to 1491 code for a protein of 496 amino acids. Lineage: Eukaryota; Metazoa; Echinodermata; Asteroidea; Valvatida; Asterinidae.
AUGCGCACAUUGGCCCAGAUCCCAAUCCUUGUACUCUUUCUGUGCAUAGUUUGGGAUAAUCUGUCCAAAUUGCCUGAUCAUUUAACGACACUUUACAAACAGUUUGCUGAUGUUCUAGUCAGUCGUUGUUGCAAUGAAGGCGAGGAUCAGGAGGCGCUGAUGAAUUCAGUCGCAAAAGGGCUUGGGCGAGUCGCUCUUGAUGGGUUACUAGACCCCAAUGGGGAAAGGCUCGUAUUCUCCUCAGAAGAAUUUGAUGAGAAAGCCUUGACGGAUGGGUGUCGAUUGGGUUUCGUUCAAGAAGAAAGUUUCACGAGUGGCUUGACGAAGAUGAAGGUAGUAGCUUUUCUUCACAAGUCUAUGCAAGAAUACUUCGCAGCAGACUACUUUGCCAAUUUGCAUAACGCAAGCGAAGAGGAGUUUCACGAGAGGUUGAAGCAGAUCAAUCCAUACAACGUCCGUGCAAUGGAAUAUCUGCUUCGGUUUGCAUGCGGCAUAUCAUCGGGGUCUCCGGUUACUUGGCUCAUUCUGGAGCACGUUCAAAAGCUUGACGAGGUUUCACUGCAGAAACUGCCGCGCCUGCUGUGGUUUGAGUCUGGUCGUGACGAACUGGCUGAUAAGCUAGACCGACCAACACAGGCGCAAUGUGAUAGUCAGGAGGAUCUGUUAGCAAUGCGCUAUUACUUGCAGUGUCUCCGUCAGCCAUUAGUAGAACUUAAGCACUUAACCGUCAGCUGCAGAUCGCAUGAAGAAUUGGCGCUUUUGAGGGGAAUUGAUAGCCAAAUGCAUGAUGAAACUUCAGUUUACAUUGAUUUAAGUAUCACAUGUGGAUUGCAUGAAUGCCUGGAGAUGCUGGGGAAGAUACUACCGAUUAAUAACAUCAGGUCAAUCAGCAGAUUUCAGGUGUUUGUUUCUUACUACGUGUCGGAAAAGACAGAUGAGGAGAGGCACCCGCCCGUGGAGGUGGAUGAGAGGCUUCGUGGUCAAAUAGAGCUUUCACUGGCGAUUGGUGAGAAUUCCCACCUUGGUGAGCAUGUGUUAGGAUCCCUGUCUCGUGUAUGCAAGCAGAUCAUUAAGCAAGUCGCACUGUAUGGAACAACGUAUAAUGACGUCAUUAGACUAGCGAAUGCACUGGCUGGUUGUGAUAGGUUGACAGACGUAGAAGUGCGCAAUACCAACCUUCACGGCCAUCUGGCUGGUGUAGCCCCUCUUAUUUCUCCAUCCCUGGGGUUGAUGACAUUACACUCAUGUGGACUGAAUGAGGAUGACGUCCCUGACCUGAUCAGCAUCCUCCCUGCCGGGCAUGGUUUGGAGGAGCUUGAUGUUUGUGGCAAUGCAUUCAGCACAGUUGGAUCGGAGUCUCUUACUGCUCAUCUGAGGAAUCUACCUAAACUGCACUCUUUUGGGCUUUAUUACAACGGUCCCAAUGCAGAGUGUAUCAGGGAAAUGGUCGAGCGAAAUCUUCCAAACGUCCGGUCCAGUCAUUUUUAUUAA